Pelobates fuscus (common spadefoot toad) is the source of this 5423-nucleotide messenger RNA. RefSeq names its product sterile alpha motif domain-containing protein 9-like. The transcript is spliced from 2 exons. Gene Ontology annotation, molecular function: protein binding. The record is from RefSeq and is a predicted model, not a curated record. The coding region runs from base 104 to 4789 and encodes 1561 amino acids. Gene Ontology annotation, cellular component: cytoplasm. NCBI's taxonomy places the organism in Eukaryota, Metazoa, Chordata, Amphibia, Anura, Pelobatidae.
UUGAAGAAAAACACACAGCAAAGAACACACAGAUGCAAAAUCCAUUAUAAAGAAGUAUAAGGAGAUUUUAAAAAAAGGUAGGUGACAGCAGCAGGGAAUUAAAAUGGCUGAACUUAUAGAUUUGCCUAAAAAAGUUGAAGACUGGACUAAGGACCACGUAAAGCUCUGGGCUGCACAGAGCUUAAAUAUUGACUUAAACGAUGUGGAAAUCUUAUUCAAGCAAAAUGUGACAGGCGAGGUUCUCCAAAUAUUGUCUAAAAAAGACUUAACAGAUAUGGGAAUUACACACGGCACUGCUAUUUUAAUAACCCAUAAAAUAAAAAAACUCAUUACACCAAGUCAGAAUGAAAAAAAAGGUAUAAAUUUGGGUUCAGCAGAUGGACAAACAAACAAAAAAGAGAUAGCAAAAACAAAACAAAAGAUCCCAAGUAAAGAGGAUGUGAAAGCUAAAAGCAAUGACAGGGAAAAUGAAUCAAAAGAACCUGAAAAUUUAGAAAUCAAACCUUCUAAAGUUCAGUGCACACCAUACCCUUUUGAUAGAUUCAAUGAAAGUAAAUGUUACACACAGUUUCAUUUCCUUCCACCUGAAUCUGGCACAACUAAUUAUAUUGACCCCGUUCAUGAGUACAAAGAGUUUACUAAUACAAUAAAUGCAACAGAAGAGGACAGAAAAAUGAAAUUUUGUAAUGAGGUCUUUCGGUUUGCAGCUGCAUGCAUGAAUGCCCGAACGAAUGGUACAAUCCAUUUUGGAGUCCGAGAUAAACCACAUGGGCAAAUAAUUGGUAUAAAAAUAGACAACCCCGAAACCUUUGUCAAGUACAUUGACCAAAUGAUCAGCAAGUACUUUGAGAUAAAACAAGUUAGUUUGGCAGAAAAAUGUAUUCGUUCACCAAGAUUUGUCAACGUAUUAUCUGAACAAAACACCCAAUCUAAUCUAGUUGUCAUUGAAGUUGAUGUGGUCCCUAAACAUGCUUUUUGCAAAGAAGAAAUAUUCUUUACAUAUCAACAAAAUUUAAAUGAAACUUGGAAAAAGUGUAAAAAUAAGUCUUGUUUUAAACGAGAUGGAGAAAGUUCCAAAGAUAUACUUGCCAAUGUACAAAAUAAUGAUGCAGAUUUCAAAGAAUUUUUUUCUUGUAUGAAGUCAAGAGAUUAUGAUAGAAAAAUGGCAGAGGAGACUCACAGUAGAAACUACAUUAAAUCACAAGACGAUGGUCUGAAACUUGUAAAAUUAAUUACAGGCAACAGAGGUACGUUGGACAACUCCUACUAUAAAUGGUAUAUACUAGUAGCAAACAAAAGUCACCCUAGCCAAACAGAACACCUUGAUUUUAUGCAUGAACUAAAGUGGUUUGCUGUUUUGGAUUUCGACUCAGAGUCACUUACAAAUGGUCUGUGUAAAUUUUACAGAGAUAAAAGAAUAGCAAACUUACAUUUUCCCAGUCAUUAUCAGAAUAAUGGAAAUGAAGGACCCGAAUCACUUAAACUUUUUCAACAAACCAGCUGGAUAUUCUGUAAUGGAAGGUCAGAUCUUAACAGCAAGGAACACGAACCAUUAAAUUAUAGGUCGUGGCAGAAAGAAAAAGCUGCGGAGGUCAGAAAGCUGAUUUCUUUUCUUUCACAGAAGAAUAUACUGGAACGUGGUAAAUUCCUUGUAGUUUUUCUGUUACUUUCUGCAGUUGAUGACUGUGCAGAUCCCAUUAAUGAAACAUUUAGCACUUUUUACCAGGAACUUGGUGGCGUAGAUGACAUUUUAUGCAUUUGUGAAAAUGAACACACUUACCAAAAAUGGAAAGAUCUACAGGUAAAACUAGAUAUAGAAGAUAUGGAAGACAGGUGUAUUUUCAACUUAGACAUUCAAAAAGUAAAUGGGACAAUUCUAAAACUAAAAUCUAUGAUUAAAUCCUCCAGUCUCUUUUUGCCAUCACAUGGGUCUUCCUCUAUCAUUCUUCAGGAAAAAGAUAAAGAAGUAAUGAGCUGUUUGGACAUUCUUUGCGCAAAUGAAUGUGAAGAAACAGAGUUAGAGAAAAAUGAAGAGGAAUUUAAAAAAUUCAAGACAACACAAGAGGAACACUUUUACAAAGGAGGAAAAGCUACCUGGUGGAAUUUCUAUUUCUCAAGUAAAUACUACACAGGGCCAUUUAUCAAGAGAGACAUUCACAAUACAUUAAAGACAUUGAUAGAGGAAUGUCAAAAACAAACAAGUGUAAAAAUUGUUACUCUGUAUCACCAUCCUGGUUGUGGAGGUUCGACUUCUGCAAUGCAUAUUCUCUGGGAAUUGAAAGAUAAAUUUCGAAGUGCAACUUUAAAAAGAAAGACAGAUAGUUUUAAAGAUAUAGCAAGAGACGUCACAAAUCUUGCCAUUCAUGGUUCAACUCCUAUGGAAUAUUUUCCUGUACUUCUUCUGGUAGAUGAUUAUGAAGAGGAUGAAAAUAUAUAUGUUUUGCAGAAUUGCAUUAGAACAGCCAUUGCUGAAAAGAACAUACGAUAUGAAAGACCUGUAGUCACCAUAUUAAACUGCAUGCGGUCUCAGACUCCAGUAAAAAGUUCAAAGGCAGAUUGUACCUCAAGUGUAGCUUUAGAGCAUAAACUGUCCCCUCAGGAACAGAGAGCUUUUGAAACCAAACUAAAGGACAUUGAGCAGCAUCACAAGAAACCAGAAGAUUUCUAUUCUUUCAUGAUAAUGAAAAGCAAUUUUGAUAACAGCUAUAUUAGAAAUGUUGUGAGAAAUCUACUAAAAGGCUUAAACAGCGCUAGCAAGGAAGCCGAUCUUAUCUCUUUUUUGGCUUUGUUAAACAAAUAUGUUAAAAAUUCCACUAUUUCAGCUUCUAUGUGUGAAGAAAUCUUAGGAAUAACUGCAAAACAAACAUACUGGGGAAAUGAGAGCAUAGAAGAUAAAAUGGGUACUUAUUGUACAAUCUUAAUCCGCACUGAGGUGGAAGAAUAUGGCAGAUAUGAAGGACUGCGUAUAAUCCAUCCUCUCAUUGCAAGUCAAUGCAUAGAAGAGUUAAAAAUGACCUAUGGAAUACAGCAAAGCAAAAUUAUGUUGACUCUUUUAAAUACUCGUGUUGAAGGAAUCGGAAAAGAAAUGUUUUUGCUAAAUAUGCAAAGUAUGUUGGUCACAAGGCACAGAAAAGAACAUGGCGAUGAAACAGACACACUCUUUUCUCCAUUAAUUGAAGAAAUACAAAAAGACGAGGGUAACGAGAGUGUUGAAACUGUUCUAAAAGAAGGAUCCCUCAGAUUUAACCAAUAUGCAUUCAUUUUCCAAGCCUUAGCACGGCACUACUACAUUAGAGAGAAGAACUUCAAAUGUGCUUUAGAAUGGGCGGAAAAAGCAAAAACGAUUGCACCUAAUAAUUCAUUUGUUUUGGACACUUUGGGGCAAGUACACAAAACAAAAUUGAAAAGUAUGAUGGAUGAAUGUAACAAAAGACAUUCUUUAACACCAAGUGAGCUGAAAUCUCUUCUAGAUAGCGCAGUUGCGGCCUCAGAAGCAUUUAAAGACUGUCAACAGCAAGCAAGAAAGACAGAAUCUGAAAGAGAAGAAUCAGAAUGGACAAAGUCUAAACGGUACAAUGUGUAUAACACGGCAGGAUACCUUGGACAGAUAGAGGUAUGUCUUUAUACAAUAGACAUAAUUUUUAGGUUGCCAUGGUUCAACUCAAAAAAUAAGCUAUCUAGAAAUCACCUAAUUCAGUAUCUGUCUGGUAAAUGGGAUAUUUCAGUUGACAAAGACAGUACAAACCAUGAGGAAGUUUAUGAUAUUCUCACCGAGUUUAGAUACUUUCUUAUUAAAAUUAAAUCCCACUUACAGAUGGCUUUUGAUUUCUUCAAUGAUUACUUUGUACAUCUGAAACAAAAAAACAUUCAUAAGGAAAGUGCAGACUUUAAAAUACGUGAAAAAGUUGCUGACUACUUCAAAAAGUAUCGAAAGACCUUCUGUCAUCAAGAUCUCACAACAAUUUUAGACUCCCAAGCAGUUCCGAAAAGCAGCCCUUCACUGCAUUCUGAUUGUAGGGCUGGCAUCGAAGGUUACAAGGCUCACAAGUUCCCAGGAAUUCUAGAAUAUCUUACAGAUCAUGGAAAAGAUCGACAUGAGAUUGAAGUCAUAGUACAAGCAUAUGGAUAUUUACUAGAAAACCGUACAGACAAAUUUGUAAUAAGAGACAAAGAGAACUUCAUUCUUGCAAACAUUGUGCUUCAUUGUGUUUAUCCAAAUUCUAAACAAAUCUGCAAAGAUGGGUCUUUAAAAAAAUACCUGAGAGAGAUUUUAGACAAAGUUGGUUUGAACCAUGAACAUUUAGAACCCUACUUUUUGGCACUGUUACUCUUCUGGCCUCAUAACAUGCAUGUUCUGGAUAAUGAUUCUAAAUACCUAGAGGAAUAUGUUCAUGCCAUGAGAAAAUCCUUUAGGGUGCAAUAUAAACAUAUGUGCCAUGCUAAACAAGCCAUUGCACAUUUCUACCUGGGAAAAGGGAAUGGAUUAAAAAGAUUAAUCCACAAAGGCAAAAUUGAUCAGUGCUUUUCUGAUGUUCCAAAUUUGCAUUCUCUCUGGCAGAAUGGAGAUAUAUGGAAAGAACAAACAACAAAGGAACUUUUGCUGCGAGUAAAUGGCAGAACUGAAGACAAUACAAUUUAUGUUGAAUGCGGCAACACAGAAAGAAUUAAGAUUCCCGUACGACCUGCCUACCUCGGACAGUUGAGAAGUGGAAGAAGUAUUGAACGAGUGUCCUUUUUCCUAGGAUUUUCCAUUGACGGCCUGGUAGCAUAUGAUAUAGAAAGCAUGUAAACACAUUUGUGAAACCAUCUGGAUACUAGGCCUAAUUACAUUUCCUGCCAGUGCUUCAAACAUACCGGUAAAUACUUAUAUUCUGUAUUCUAUGAUUAGCAAUCCUACAUCCUUCGUCUUCUGUAUAUUCCUUAUCUAUACCUAUAAUAUUUUCUAUUUAAAAUAUCAGAGAGAACAAAGAAACAAUAAGAUCUUUUCAAGUAAUAACUAAGAAUACAUAUUAAUGCACAGAUGCACAUACAAAUGGCUAAUGGAUUCACUACGUAUUACGGAUUCUUAACAUAUUAUAAAAAAGAGUGACACAAGUCACAUGCAUUGCUACAUGUAUACAAUAAACUAAAUUAUGUACAAUCUGCUUAACAAAAAAAAAAUCAACAUUUUUCCAUAUUUGCCAAUUGCAUCUGGGAAUAAGUUGGACUUCUUAAGAUAGACUAUAACAAAAUAUGUCGUUCCCAAUUAUGGAGGUCAGACACUCAAUUUGAAAACAUAAUAACUAGGGCAAAACCUCCAUCUCAUACUUUUUUUGUCCUUUACUGCAGUUUGAACUUCUUUAAAAAAAACUUUUUUUGUUAAACUGCAAGAAAUUUCUAUAGGUUCAACGCUGACCCAGGAAAAUAGUAUGCUACAUUCUCUU